Molecule: messenger RNA, 2862 nt
Organism: Sinocyclocheilus rhinocerous
Lineage: Eukaryota; Metazoa; Chordata; Actinopteri; Cypriniformes; Cyprinidae
Product: tumor necrosis factor receptor superfamily member 16-like
Exons: 6
Coding region: 247-1548 (433 amino acids)
Biological process (GO): Rho protein signal transduction
Cellular component (GO): plasma membrane; cell surface
Molecular function (GO): death receptor activity; coreceptor activity; nerve growth factor binding
Source: RefSeq, a predicted model, not a curated record
CAUGAAGAGACUCACACCACAACCUUCAAAAGAAUUAAUCUGGAAAAACCUCACUCAGUUCCACGAUUGCUCAAUAAUGCUGCACGCUUAUUUGUGAAACUUCAGUGGACACGCAUGAGGAUCAGAGCGAUUUCAGGCUUUGUUUCUAUGAAGGAAAUAUGAUGCUGAAUUUAUUAUUUCAGAGCACAUGUAAAGAGUGAACAAUCCAUCCGCAGUCUACUUCAUCCAGGACGCCCUUCAUCCAGCAUGCUCACUGCGACUGUAGUAUUUCUUCUCGUGGGCAAAGUCUUGUCUACACAGGACUCAUGUCCUUCAGGGGCAUUCACGACCAGUGGGGAGUGCUGCAAACAAUGCCCACCUGGGGAAGGGAUGGUGAAGCCUUGUGGAGUGACACAGACAGUGUGUGAACCGUGUCUUGACAGCUCGUCCUUCUCUGAAAUCUUCAGCCACACGGAGCAGUGCCAGCUGUGUACACCAUGUUCUGAACUCAUGCGCAUGCUGACGCCCUGCACUGAUGCCAACGACGCGUUGUGUGUCUGCGACUAUGGGUUCUACUUCAAUAAAAUGACGGGCCGCUGUGAGACCUGCACGGUGUGUCCUGUGGGCCAGGGUGUGCUGAUGCGCUGUAAUUUUGACCGUGACACGGUGUGCGAGGAGUGCGUGGAUGACACGUAUUCAGAUCAGGAGUCCUCCUUUGACCCCUGCAUGCCCUGCGCUGUCUGUGAUCAGCCUGAGAUGAAGUUGAGAAGCUGCACACCUGUCAGUGAUGCUGUCUGCCAAGAUGUAGAUCCUCCUAACACCUCAAGAUUUCCUUAUUCUCCUCUUCCAUACGUUACACCUUCUCUUCCUCCUUUUUUUUCUCCCUCUUAUUCUUCUUCUCCUGCUCCAUCAGUUGUCUCGUAUACAGACAAGUCUCCUCCUGACAGUCCUAUGGAGAGCGUGACCACGGCUGACCCUGGGCUGAAGAGACUUGUGCUGAGCGAAAACCUCAUUCCCAUCUACACCUCCAUACUGGCUGCAGUGCUGUUGGGCCUGGUGGCCUUCAUCAUCUUUAAACGGUGGAACAGUUGUAAGCAGAACAAGCAAGGAGGCAAUAACAGAGCGUGCAGUGCAAACCCCAGUCAGACCCCUUCUCCUGAGGGAGAGAAACUCCACAGUGACAGUGGUAUCUCAGUGGACAGUCAGAGCUUACAGGAGGGCCAGGGGCCUCUACAUACAGUGGUCAAGAUAUAUGGAGGUUCGGCCCUGUCGAUGCCCUUACAGACACGGGAGGAGGUUGAGAAAUUGCUAAAUCGUACAUGUGAAGGGGAGGAGUCAGGAGCCAAUGAGGAAACUGAUUGGUGCAGCCUGGCAGGGCUACUUGGAUACAAAGAAGAGCACAUUGCUAAUUUCAAGCAGGAAGAGAGGCCCAUCCAGGCCCUUCUGUCUCAUUGGGCGAGUCAGGAUUCGGCUAACAUUGAUGCACUUUUCACAGCACUGAAGAAGAUCAAUAGGGAGGACAUCGUGCAGAGCAUCACAGUUAAACCAACUGCUACAUCUACCGUAUGAGAAAACAACAGCUUGCAAACACACACAUGCUCCCAUGCUGUAGAUGCCGAAAUAAACACCUUACAUUGCCUUCAGCAUACUUCGAUGUUGAUGUAUCACCUGUGAAGUUGAUGUAUCACUAUAUCCUUAACUUUAGGCUGUAGACUGAAGUGGCGUUUCCCUUUACCCUUGAUUAUGGCCAAACUGUGUUCAACGAAUGCACAAUUUAGUAAAUAUAGUUUGCAUGUUCCUUUAAUUUGAGAAAAGCCAUACGGGCUUGAACAUGGAUAUUCAUGUCUUUCCUGAAGAGAAUUCACCAUAAAAGACUCAUCAAAUCAAAAUCAUUCAUUUUAUAUUUAACACAUUUCAGCAUCACGACUAUACAAACUACACACCACAUCCAGCUUUAGCCUACAGAUUAUUCCUCCUUAGUAUAAGUUUAAAUGUUUUUAUUUAUUUUUUUUAGCAUUCUUUAAUUCCAUUUUUCUGCCUCUAUACAGGAACCUCUAUGUAACAUCCAUAAUGCAUAUGCUUGAUAUGUCAAAUAUGGCCAGUUCAGUCAUUGUCUAUGCAUUGAGUGUACCAUUACCACAAACCAUAUCCACUGAUUAUAUCCUGUCAGAGUUUGACCUCUGACCUCACUUGUACACAGUAGAUGUUGUGCUCCUGUGCUUUAAAUACAACCAGAUACAGUAUGAGAAGAAUCAGUCAUAGAAAAAUGAAUGAGAAAUCACUACGCUCUAUAUGAAGACUGUAGAAAUUGUGAAAAUUGACAGUUUUUCUGUGUCAUGUGAGCUAAAGAAGCUAGAUUUAUGCUGCCACUAUUGUCAGAUUUUUUGCUUAAUUUGAUUGUAAACUAAACCUUGAGCCCUGAUUUACUACUUGUUAUUGUCAGUUAUUAGGGAGAGGGACAUUCUCAUUAUAGAGAGCAUUGGAUUGGACAAAAAAAUUGUGUAGCACUCAAUAUUUUCUGUGGUUUAAAUAUGAAUAUUUGAAUGUCAGCUUAGAAGUAUACUGGCAUAUAGAUAAACUCAAAGCUAUCAUGGGUCUAUAAAAUGACUCUGACAUGAGUAAUCAACUGCAUUUCUUGGUUAACCAGGUCUAGUAUUUUCCAUAUCUUAUCAUUUGUUGUGCCAGUAACAGAGAGAUUAAGAGAGUUUUUUUUUUUUUUUGCUGAGCGAUGCAAUGGUGAAGAAAAGAAACAUCAGAGAAGUGUCAAACUACACUGAAAAACAUUAUAAUUUGGAUCGACUUAAAAAAACAACAACUCUAAUUUGUUACAGCCAAAUUUAUUUAUGGUUUGGUUCGAACUUUACAUUUUGAAUUACUGUUGAU